AUGCAGACACCCGACGACAUUGAAGAGCGCGACGGCGACAACGACACAUCCGUCUUGUCUUACAGCACCAACCGUGUCACGCUCGUCUGGGUCAAAUCAGCCGUCUAUGCGCACCCUACACCCCGUGCAAAGGACAAUAUUUGUGGCUACUUGUCCUUGAGCAGACGACCCUCUCCAACAACCAGGGAUGCGUCUGCCUCGGACCUGCUUCUCUCUUGGACACCCGCUGAUGAUUUACACGAUGAAUUGGAUGAAUACCAAAAGAUGGAACUCGAUUCAAGCUGUAAUAUUCGAGUGCGCACGCCGAACAUUCACGGCAAUGCGUAUGCAUUCAGUGUGACCAUACAAGAGAUUGCCACCAUCCAAGUUCGUCCGCCUCGCACAGGCUGGUCGCAUGGCUCUAUACAAGUGACUCUUGUCUCCAAUACACCCCUCACAGGCCUCUUCUUCCACGACAAUGAAUGCGUCUCUACGUUGCAAGAGCAAAAACAACGCGCCACGACAUUCGACCCUUUCGGCGAGUCGGGUCAUAUGUUCUGGGGAUUUGACAGUCUCUUGACAAUCUUGCAGGCUCUCACGAGUAUCAAGAAGAGUGACACCAGUGCAAGUACCUAUGUCCUGAAUCCCUCCUUACCACCGAUGCCAGCCGCGAGGCGCGACAAGGGACCGACUUUGCAAUGGAAGAUCCUCGAACGCUUUAGUCGCAUCACCCGACUCGGCCGUUCUACAGCUGAUCAAAUACUAGAGAGCGAAGCAGGCAAAGACUUACUCGCGCGGCUACCACCCCAAUUCAGGCAAAUGGUAGCCAGUCCACAAGCGCAAAAUCUCGCAAGAGAGUAUGAUAGUGCGCGUCUCUAUCUAGCGCGUUGGGCAGCGAGUAUCAGUGAUGCGAGUCAAUUCAGCCCACCUUCUGCUGCGAGUGAGUUGUUUCAGGAGGAGACGAGUCUUGGUAUGUUUGAGGUGUUGAGCUUAUCGGACGUGAGUCGCAGGGAGCCGGUCACUGAAGAAGAAUGGCGGGCUUUGUUCAACGAGCGCGGUGAGUUUAUUCGCAGUGAGCAUGAGAUCAAGGAACUCCUGUUUCAUGGCGCAUGCGUUGAGAGUAUCAUGGGGGAGGUAUGGUCGUUCUUGCUUGGCGUGUUUCCAUGGGAUUCGGACACAGAAAUACGACGCGCGCUCGCAGCUUCAAAGCGAGAUGAGUACUACAAGCUCAAGCGGCAGUGGUUUGAUCAGCUCGAUAACCCAACGCCAGAGUUUGUGGAAGAACGCCAUCGCAUUGAGAAGGAUAUUCACCGAACGGAUCGGCAACACCCGUUAUUCGAGAACGAGGACAUGCCUUCGCCGGAUCCAACCGCAGAAUGGGGCACGAAUGCACACAUGGAGCAACUCAAAGAUAUCCUGUUGACUUACAACGAGUACAAUAAGGAUCUUGGAUAUGUACAAGGUAUGGCCGACUUGCUAUCACCAGUCUAUGUCGUUAGCGAAGAUGAUGGUCUGUCCUUUUGGGCCUUUGUCGGCCUGAUGGAUCGCAUGCAACGCAACUUUCUGCGAGACCAAUCCGGCAUGCGCUUACAACUCACUCAACUCACGGAGAUCACGCAUUUCAUGCUCCCGAGACUCUAUGCACACCUGGAGAAGUGUGAGUCCCUCAAUUUCUUCUUCUUCUUUCGCAUGCUCUUGAUCCUCUUCAAGCGCGAGUUUGAGUUUGAUACCAUCCUGAAGAUCUGGACUUGUCUCUUGACCAAUUAUUAUUCACCCGAUUUCCAGAUCUUUUGCGCAUUGGCCAUCUUGGACUUGCAUGCAGAAGUCAUGAUGACCCAUUUACACGCAUUUGAUGAGAUUCUCAAGUAUGUCAAUGACCUAAGCGGGCGGAUGAAGGCCGAUGAGAUUUUAGCGCGUGCGGAAAAAUUGUAUUUGGCCUUCCAAGCGAAAGCUCGUGAGCUUGAGAAGCGUCAGAAGACGGAGAUGGAGAAGGUCAAGAAGCAGCAAGCUAAGAAGGGCGCGAAGCGGGAUGAUGCUGCCGUUGAGGAAGUCAUGAAGAAGUAUGAACUCUCUGACAACCUGGCAAAGCUUUUAGGUAAGCAGUAA
Protomyces lactucae-debilis is the source of this 2085-nucleotide messenger RNA. RefSeq names its product rab-GTPase-TBC domain-containing protein. Gene Ontology annotation, biological process: activation of GTPase activity. Lineage: Eukaryota; Fungi; Ascomycota; Taphrinomycetes; Taphrinales; Protomycetaceae. The record is from RefSeq and is a predicted model, not a curated record. Gene Ontology annotation, molecular function: GTPase activator activity. Bases 1 to 2085 code for a protein of 694 amino acids. The transcript is spliced from 2 exons.